Microstroma glucosiphilum is the source of this 454-nucleotide messenger RNA. RefSeq lists its product as hypothetical. The record is from RefSeq and is a predicted model, not a curated record. NCBI's taxonomy places the organism in Eukaryota, Fungi, Basidiomycota, Exobasidiomycetes, Microstromatales, Microstromataceae. The transcript has a single exon. The coding region runs from base 124 to 366 and encodes 80 amino acids.
CCUGCCCCUACUGCACUCCAGGUCAAUUGCCUCCCAGCCCACUCACUCUCCCUUUCCUCUUUCCUCUUUCUUGUCAUCUCAUCUACAAAUUCUGACCGACUCUACACACAACGCAACGCGUCCAUGGGCUUUCUAGAUAAGCUUACAGGUUCGACCAAUCGCCCCACUUCGGGGAGCUAUGGUGGACAAGCUCCACCCAGCUAUGGGCAGCAACAGGGGUAUGGUGGUGGAGGUGGGUAUGGACAACAGCAGCAGCACUAUGGUGGCGCUGGAGGAGGAGGAGGAGGCGGCGGUGCACCUGGAGGUGGAGGAGAUGAUAGGCCGUUGCCGGAGGGAUGGGUGCGGCAGUGGGAUUCGAAUCAGUGAGUUUGAUUAGCCUGGUGGAGCACUCAAGCCGAACCGGAAGAGAUAGGGAGGGCUGAGCCGUAGCUCAUGACUGACACCGCUCUACCUC